AUGCCACAGCGCGGAAGCCGCGGAUCGAAGAAAGGGUAUUUGAAGGCACUGAGGAGUAGGUUAUCCCAUCUUGAAGGAAUGCUAGAGCGCCGAAUGAGGGACCAGCAACAAGGGUUUCCUCCAGUCGAGGGCAGCGGCCGUGAGACCAAUCAUACAUCUCCCCCUCAUCCCCCAGCUUCACAGGCUAUCGCGCCUCAUCAGUCUCGCGAUAGAGGCCCAAUGGCCGUAAUAUCCGCACCAGAGACCAUUCCAGAGACGAUUCCAUCAAUGGACCCUUGGCCGGACUUCAGCCAGUUUCCCCAACUGUCCCUUUACUCGAUAAAUCCCACGAAUUUCGGGAACGGCGUGGAUCUGCCGUCCCAUGUGCAAGCCGAACUGAAUCAACUGUACUUUGACCGAGUUCACCCGUCUAUACCUCUGGUCCACCAGAGACAAUUUAUGUCCCGGACAAAAUCAGGUGAGACACUGUCUUCAUCUAGAUGUCUACAAUAUGCCAUGUGGACUCUGUCCACCUUGUUCUCUGCUCAAUUUCGUGACUUGACCGAGAUUAUUCAUCAUGAAGCCAAGCAGCUGUUAGAUGGCCUCAUAGCUUGUUAUGAUCGGGACAGUUCUGGAGAUACUCAGCUUGUGCAAGCGUCAGUACUUGUAGCCAUCUGCGAGUCUGUCCGUGCCCACCACCAGCAAGCAUGGAUGAGCGCCGGGCGUAGCUUCCGUUUAGUACAAGGGAUGCGUUUCCAUGAGAUUGACAAACCCCGGAUCGAUGAUUCAAUGUCAUCCCAUCUAGACACCACGGAGACCGAAGAGAGACGCCGCACUUUCUGGGUGGCAUACUUGCUUGAUCAUCUAUUUAGUAUGCGCAAUGAUUGGCCGAUAACGCUGAGCGAGCAUGUGCUAUGCACGCGAAUGCCAGCCCCGGAGGAGGCCUUCCAAAGCGGUCACAACACUCUAGGCCCAUUUUUAUCUGAAGCAAUAGUAGCCCCUGGGCCUGCUGCUCCAUUCAAUGAAUGUCUUAUAUUGGCUACCAUUUGUGGGCGCAGCCUCUUACAUUGCCAGCAACACAAAAUCUCGCUGGCUUAUGGUGGUCUCACUGUAGACUGGGCCGCUCAGAAUCAACGACUUGACGAAACACUUAAAUCGCGACUCGAAGCCUUCUCCGAAUCUUGCGGAUCUCCAGCGACGAAUAUAAACGGUCCAUUGUCUGACUUUGUAGGUAUAUUUGGUCAGGCGACAGUGGUCUAUAUGUGCAAGGGGAUAAUGGAAACACUAUGCUCUGCCACGAACUUGGGCAGAUCAGAUAACGGCAAAGAGGAAAUACAACUUAGAGCCUCGAACGCGAUUACUACUAUCAUCUCGCUACUUCAGCCCCUCCGCGAAAUCCAUUUUUCCAAGAUACAUCCACUUAUGCCUCUUGUCCUGUUUUUCUGUGCUGAAUUCUUGUACAACAAUAGAACAAACCACGACUCUUUUCGAGAGCGCAUACAGGGACUGAUGGCUGCUCUAAGUAAGCUCCACAAUGUUAACGACCCUGAGCAAACUUACCUGGAUCUGCUACCGCGGUCAUGCAUUUCUUCCACUUCUGAGUGGCUAGCGAAUGACACUGGCGGCAUUAAUGAUAGAUAG
Molecule: messenger RNA, 1620 nt
Organism: Clonostachys rhizophaga
Lineage: Eukaryota; Fungi; Ascomycota; Sordariomycetes; Hypocreales; Bionectriaceae
Source: the annotation of a GenBank genome assembly